AAAUUUUGAAAAUAAAACCAUUUGUUUUGAAACAAUACCUGCUUAACAUUGUUCAUUGCACAACUAAUGAAAUUUAAAAUGUAUCUUCUUUUCGGGUUUUCUCGGUCAAAAAUUGUUUUCUAAGUUUAAAAAUCAAAUAUGAAUUUGGAAACCUGCAAAUAAUUUUUAAAAACGACUAUUUGGUAUAGAGAUAAACCAUAAUGUAGAAUUCUGUUUAGUUACACAUUUCAUAAUUUUAUUUGUUUAAAGAAGCUUCUUUGUCUUGACGAGGGAAAUGUCAUUUUAUAAACACAUUGGUUUCAAUUUAAGCUAUAUUGGUAGGUGUUUUCAAUUGGCAAGAUACAAAUAUACAAGUUGUAAAUUCUAUGGAAGAAGUAACCCACUGAAGCUAACAUUUCCAUGUCAACAUGUGUAUAGGAGAUAUUGUUUUCAGUCUUUUAAAGAUGAUAGUGAUAGUGAUACCGAAGAAGUUGAAUUUAAAAGAAAUAUAAAAUCAUUAAUAUUACCCGAGGAAGAUGAUCCAUUAAUAGCAAAAAUAUGUGAAAGUAAUUCUGUGCAAGAAAUAUUUGAUUUAAUUCGUAUUAACGAAGAACAACUUAAUUGGAAAAAUAUUUCAAUGGCAUUAGCUAUGAUCAGGGAACUUCAAAUUAUAUAUUUUCGAGUUUAUAUGUACGAAAAGAACUUAAAUUGUUCAGAAUUGAGUUCUAAGGAAAAUUUUGAAAAUAUAUUGACUAAUCCUGAAUUUAUAAAAAUAUUAAAUUUACUAGAAGAAAAUUAUGAACAAAUGAACAAUCAAUGUUUAUCAUACUGCGUAUUGUGUUUGUACAAAUUAGGAGUAGAAACAUAUUUUCAAACUUAUGAAAAACUUAUUCAUAGACUUAAAAAUGUAUUAAUAUCAACUCCUGUUGAAGAAAUAAAUACUUGCAUAUUAUCAAGGUACACAGUAGCCAUCGUUAGCCGUAGAGAUUUAUCAAGUGUGUUUAUGCUCAAAGAUAUUUGGCCAAUCAUUUUAAAAAAACUUUACAAAUGCGAUUCGUAUGAAGAUUUAAGACAUUUAUCAAUAUGUUUGUACAAUUUACAAUGGUUUUUAAAUAAAUCCAUAAUGGAUAUUUAUGCUGAAAAAGUAAAAGAAAUUUUACUGAAUGAUUCACAAGAAGAUGACAAAAUAAAAUGUACCGUAAAGUCAUUAAGACUAUUGAACAGCCCUUACUGGUCUAAUCAAAAUAUCUAUCUCAUUAGAACUUUGUUACUACAGCUAUGUGGUGCCAUUAAAAACAUAGCUCUUUAUGACUUGAUUCAACUACAAAUGGUUAUUUUAAAACAGUUGGAACCAUACGAGUUAUUUGAUGAAAUCCAUAAAGUAACAACAAACUGGCUGUCCAAAUCUGAGGCUGAAAUUGAUAUCACUCUUCUGCGCCUAUUAUCUUGCAUAGUUCCAUCAGCAACACCAGUGCGUCGAAAAAAAAUUGAGGCGUUAUUAAGAAAGCAAUUUUUAUUAGAAAAUAAUGUUUUCGCCCAAGCGUGUGUAGGGCCAUUGUUUAAUAUUAUCAGGAAUUUAAAAACAUCUGAUACAAAAAUUUGCCAUGCAUAUUGGUCUAGUGUCCUUAAUUGCUUACAAACUGGCGAACCUACUCUCCGAGAACCUCACAAGCUAUUAAGAUUAUGCAACAGGUACAUGCAUUUUAAUAACAAUAUGGCUGGAACAUAUAGACAUUAUGCUUUUGAAAAUCAAAUGAUUUUGUGGUUGAACAAUGAGUUAGAAAAAGGACUAUCUGCUCAUGUUCCAUCUAGGUUCAGUAAAAUUUUUGCAUUUUUCGUUAGCUACCCUAAUGAGAUAAUUGGAAAUGAAAUUCCAGAAAAAUUUGUUAGAAAUGUUCUCAAUAAUCUGGGACAAUACAAUGUAUAUGAUUGCUAUAUAGUUAGCCGAGGUCUUCAUACAGCAUUAUUUAUUCGGAAAAAAAAAUGCUUACUGCCCAAAUUUUUAGAUCAAUAUGUUAGAUUGGGUACAGCAUUAAAUAAACGAUCACUAGAAUUACUUAGUCAGAACGAUGAUUUAAAUAUUAAUCAAUUAAAUGCUAUGUUUCGAGGAUACAAUAAUAGAUACAAUGUUGGUGAUCCUGAACUUUUUUAUAAGUUACUCGAUAAGUUCAAAAAGUUCACUUCCAAUGAUUUUUCAUCACGUUCUGUAAGAGAACUUACAUAUAAUUUGUCUAUUUCUGAUUGGUAUGACCGUGAAUUAAUGAAUUCAUGUGCAGAAUAUUGUUUAAAUAAUCACAAGUAUAUUUUAGCCGAUAAUGUUGAAAAACUAUUGACUCUUUUUUAUACACUUGGAGUUCAUGAUGAAAAGUUUUUAGAAUUUCUUCCAUAUGGAGCUGAAAUAAUAAAUAGGGAUAAACAUAAAAUGUCUGGGCUCAAUUUCAUGAAGGCUUCAUUGGCUCUGUGUUAUUUUCACACCUUGCCUUCAUCUAUUACAAACUAUUUAUUUAGUGUUGAAUUUUUAGAAAGAUUAGAUGAUGAAUUAAAUAACUGUUAUGCCAAGGCAGUGUUUCCUCAGAAAGUAAGACAACUUCUAAUGGUACUAAAUAGAGCUGUGUGUCUAGAUUAUCCUGAACUUGAAGUUCCCUGGUUCCAUACAAAGUAUUGUGAAGAAAUACAAUCUUUAGUGUCUAGGAAUACAUCAUCUUUUUAUUCAGAUGUUGAACAAAGAUUAAAGCAUUUGAUAAAAAACAAUGGUUUUAUAAGAACAAAUUCGUAUUCUCCAUAUAGUUACAAGUUAGACUUUGAAAUAAAUCUGAAAACAGACGAUGUUUCCAGUGAGGCAACUAACAACAAUAAGUUAGCUUUGAUGCUGUUAAAUGAAAAUGAUUUACGAAAAAAUGACAAUGAGUUAAGAGGAUACUUCAUGAUGAAAAAAAGGCAUUUAGAAAUACUCGGUUACAAAGUUAUCUGGAUUAAAAAGAACAUAUGGAACUCAAUGUUUAUGUCUGAACCAGAUGCUAAAAUGUCAUACCUUAGAAAUUUAAUUUGGCCUAAGGAGAAAUAGACUAUUUUGAUUAAAUUAACUAAUGAUAUUGCAGAUGAUGCUAUUUGAUUUUUAGUUAUAUUUCUUUUUUAAAUAGUUCCUACCAGACAUCUUGAAUCAAUAGAAAUAUAAUUGUUUUAAGCUCUCUUCUUAAUGAUGUGUUAGUAAUUAUUAAAAAAUUAUUAUAAUUUUAUAUGGGAGUGUAACACACUCAGUAUAUUUAAGUAAAAUAACCAUGCCUGUUAUUGUUAGCUGUUGAUAUAAUAUACAUUUGUUUGUUUUG
Messenger RNA from Adelges cooleyi (spruce gall adelgid), 3305 nucleotides. RefSeq names its product FAST kinase domain-containing protein 1, mitochondrial. Lineage: Eukaryota; Metazoa; Arthropoda; Insecta; Hemiptera; Adelgidae. The coding region runs from base 275 to 3043 and encodes 922 amino acids. The record is from RefSeq and is a predicted model, not a curated record. The transcript has 12 exons.